CCAUGCAAAAUGGGGUGAUCAGUCAUUUCGCAUAAUGAACUAUAAAUAAAACCAAACAGUGGCAAGUGUACAAAUAAGCAAGCUAGCCAUUAUUAAGUUCUGGUGGCCAACUGAAAUACUAACUUUAGAGGUGGUGGUUAUAGUUCCCCCCACCCCCAUCCCCAACAAGGCCUCCACCAUUUCCUAUGGGGAGAUCUCCUUGUUGUGAUGAGCAUGGCCUCAAGAAGGGGCCAUGGACCCCUGAAGAGGACCAGAAGCUUGUUGAUUUCAUCCAAAAGCAUGGCCAUGGGAGCUGGAGAGCCCUUCCUAAGCUUGCUGGGCUCAAUAGAUGUGGCAAGAGUUGCAGGCUAAGAUGGACCAACUACUUGAGGCCCGAUAUUAAGAGAGGCAAGUUUUCUGCUGAGGAAGAGCAGACCAUCCUCAACCUGCACUCGAUCCUUGGCAACAAGUGGUCGGCGAUCGCAACGCACCUGCCAGGUCGGACGGACAACGAGAUCAAGAACUUUUGGAACACGCACCUCAAGAAGAGGCUGAUCCAGAUGGGGAUCGACCCGAUGACCCACCGGCCCAGGACCGACUUCUUCGCCACCCUCCCCCAGCUCCUGGCCCUUGCCAAUCUCCAUGAGCUCGUGGACCACCGCCCGUGGGACGACCACGCAGCCCGGCUCCAGACAGAGGCCACCACGCAGGCGGUGAAGCUCCAGUGCUUACAGUACCUCCUUCAAACGGCGGCUGCAGUGACUGCGACCUCUGCCGCCACCAAUAACCUCAGCGGUGUCGCUGCUACCAGCGAGUCGGAACCUCUAAGCCUCUGGAGCACUCCGCAGCUCCUCUCUUCCCAAAGCCAAGUUGGUAAUGAGAUCACAGAUGAGUUUGGGAUCCCGUGUUCAUCAAUGUUGGAGCAGCUCGUGAACAAUGACGAGGCCCAUGACCUAGGUUAUAAUCGUGGUGAUCAUUUUGGACAAGGAGAGAACGGCACAAUAAGAACGCCAUUGUUAUCCCAGUGCUCACUCCCUCCACUCACAGAUGUCUCCUCUUUGAACCCUGGGGAUGCUUGUAGUACUUUUGCUUCGCCUGAUCAGCUUUUCUUUGAUGAACCGUUCAUCAUCGAGUUUCCUUGAGUUUUAUUUACGUAUAUAUAUUGUAUGCAAUAGCUAUUUAUUAUACUUUUUUUCAAAAUUCUGUUGCUGCGUGCGCCCAUGCAUUGCUAACAACUCAUAUAAACGCAAUGCUUUUUUUUUUUUUUAACAGAUACUUGUAUAUAUGUAAACACACACUUGUUCCUAUAUAUAUACACGUAGAAUGGCUUGGAUUUGAGUGGACAUUUGUAUUUA
Ananas comosus (pineapple) is the source of this 1334-nucleotide messenger RNA. RefSeq names its product myb-related protein Zm38-like. Bases 186 to 1121 code for a protein of 311 amino acids. The record is from RefSeq and is a predicted model, not a curated record. The transcript has 3 exons. Lineage: Eukaryota; Viridiplantae; Streptophyta; Magnoliopsida; Poales; Bromeliaceae.